Theobroma cacao (cacao) is the source of this 1551-nucleotide messenger RNA. Its product is annotated as cytochrome P450 714C2-like. Gene Ontology annotation, molecular function: heme binding; iron ion binding; oxidoreductase activity, acting on paired donors, with incorporation or reduction of molecular oxygen. The record is from RefSeq and is a predicted model, not a curated record. Lineage: Eukaryota; Viridiplantae; Streptophyta; Magnoliopsida; Malvales; Malvaceae.
AUGGCGCUGCUAUUGCUACUUGUCAAGAUCACUGGCACAAGUGUGUUGAUGGCAUUCAUUGGCAUGCUCAUACACCUGUUUGAUUCGAUGAUUUUGAAUCCUGCAAGGCUUCGUGCCAAACUGCGAAAGCAAGGAAUCCGGGGUCCCCCUCCAACACUGUUGCUGGGAAAUACCCUUGACAUAAAGAAGACACAAUCUAAGUUGUCGAUGUUGCCGCAAGAAGGAGAACAAGUGAUAACCCACAAUAGUUCUUCCACUGUGUUUCCUUACUUCGAACAAUGGAGAGAACAGCAUGGCCCAACGUUUUUGUUUUCACUAGGCAACAUACAGAUUUUACACGUAACUGAUCCUGAUUUGGUGAAGGAAAUAAUUACAUGCACCUCAAUGGAUUUGGGAAAUCCUACGUACCAACAAAAGGAGCGAGGUCCUCUGCUUGGCAAAGGCAUUCUAACUUCAAAUGGUGCAUUAUGGGCACAUCAAAGGAAAAUCAUUGCUCCUGAAUUAUACAUGGACAAGGUCAAGGGUAUGACGACCUUAAUGGCAGACUGUUCUGUUAUGGUGGUGAACGAGUGGAAAAGCAAGAUUGACGGUGAGGGUGGAAUUGCAGACAUAAAGGUUGACGAUUAUUUGAGAAGGUUUACCAGAGAUGUUAUCUCAAGGGCUUGUUUUGGAAGCAAUUAUUCCCAAGGGGAAGAGAUCUUCUUCAAGAUUAGAGCUCUGCAAGAAGCCAUGUCUAAAAAAGUUUUAUCUAAUGGGUUCCCUGGAAUGAGAUAUCUUCCGACAAAAAGCAACAGGGAAAUAUGGAGGUUGGAGAAAGAAGUUCGGGCGUUAAUCUUGAAGGCUGUGUAUAAAACCAAGGAAGAAAAAUCAAAGGAGGACCUAUUACAAAUGAUCCUAAAAGGCGCUAAGAACAGUGAUUUAGGCCCUGAUGCAACAGAUAACUUCAUUGUUGACAACUGCAAGAAUAUAUAUUUUGCUGGGUAUGAAACUACUGCUAUUACAGCAGCUUGGACCUUGUUGCUGCUAGCCUUGAACCCAGAUUGGCAAGAGAAAGUUCGUGCAGAGGUUCUUGAAAUUUGUGGGGGCAAAUUACCAGAUGCCGACAUGAUCCGUAAGAUGAAAGCACUAACGAUGGUGAUCAGUGAGACACUACGGCUAUACCCUCCAGGCGCUAUUAUAUCGAGGGAGGCCCUGGAAGAUAUGAAAUUUGGAGAUAUUCAUGUGCCUAAAGGAGUUAAUAUAUGGUUACUGCCAGCGACACUUCACCAAGAUCCUGAAAUAUGGGGACCUGAUGCUGACAAAUUCAAUCCUGAAAGGUUUUCCAAUGGAGUCAGUGGAGCCUGCAAGUUUCCUCAUGUUUAUUUGCCUUUCGGAUUCGGACCCCAUACAUGUUUGGGACAGCAUUUCGCCUUGGCAGAACUUAAGCUACUUCUUGCUCUUGCCCUGUCAAACUUCACAUUCUCUCCCUCACCAAAAUAUAGGCAUUGUCCAUCUCUGAGUUUGAUUAUAGAGCCUAAACAUGGAGUGAAUCUCAUAGUUAGGAGGCUGUGA